AUGGGUGUUUCUGGUGGACCAGUCAACAAGGCUGUUGGUCAAGAAUUAGCCUCAGCCCUGCCACAAGAUAACAAGGCUUGGUACUCACGAAGUCACCUGUUGAAGCUCAACUUCAUUGUAUUGUCGCUCAUCCAAUUCUCGUCUGGCAAUGGUUAUGAUGGGUCGGUCAUGAAUGGUCUACAAGCGCUCCCCGGGUGGAAUGAGUUUAUGGGCGGGCCUACAGGAGCUUGGUUGGGCUUCGUGAAUGCCAUCUACUGGAUUGGUGUGGGUGUUGUGUCACCGCUGGCCGCGAUGCUGGCCAACAAAUAUGGUCGCAAGCUCGGUGUCUGGGUUGGAUAUGGUUUUCUUAUUGCAGGCGCAAUCCUGCAAACUGCUGCCAACAAUGCGGCCGCUUUUAUCAUUGCUCGAUUCCUCCUUGGAUGCGCAUCCGGAUUCUUCAGCAAUGCUGUACCACUGCUUAUCAACGAGAUUGCCUAUCCAACUCAUCGAGGCAUAGUCAGUGCCACUUUCAACUGCGGAUGGUACAUUGGGUCCAUUCUAGCUGCUUGCAUCACAUACGGCACACGAAACUACGUAUCAUCGUGGAGCUGGAGACUGCCAUCACUCCUGCAGAUUGUCCUUCCCCUCCUUGCUGUUCCAGGCCUCUUGAUGUGCCCUGAGUCACCACGAUGGCUCACUGCGUCUGGUCGCAACGAGCAAGCACGUCGUGUGCUCACAACAUUUCACGCUGGUGGCGACUCGGAUGCUCCUUUGGUCAACUUUGAGAUGAUCGAAAUUGAGACCACAAUCGCUUCCGAGCAAGCUGCUAAGAACUCUGCCAGCUAUCUAGAUAUGGUCAAGACGAAGGGAAACAGGUGGAGACUCGCCAUUACAGUCUCACUUGCGAUCUUCAGCCAGUGGUCUGGAAAUGGUGUGGUAUCCUAUUACCUUGCCCUUGUGUUGACCACGGUCGGAAUCACAGAUGUGUCAGAUCAGCUCCUGAUCAAUGUCGGUCUGCAACUGUGGAAUUUGAUCUUCUCCGUUACAGCUGCAUUUCUGGUCGACAAACUUGGCCGAAGACUUCUUUUCCUUGCCUCGGCCGGCACAAUGUUGACCAGCUAUAUCAUCGUCACUGGUCUUUCAGGCUCGUUUGCUCAGACCGUGAAUGCGGCGACUGGAACUGCCGUUGUCCCGUUUCUGUUCUUCUUCUUUGCUGGCUACGACAUUGCCUUGACUCCACUGCUGGUCGCAUAUCCUUGCGAGAUCUGGCCCUACGCUCUUCGCUCUCGUGGUCUUACAGUCACCUGGGUAACAGCAGUCGUCGCUAUUGCCUUCAACACGUUCGUCAACCCUAUCGCACUUGAGGCCAUUGCAUGGAAGUACUACAUUGUUUUUGUGGUUGUCCUGGUCGUCAUGUGCUUGACGGCUUACUUCUACUAUCCGGAAACUCGGGGACACAGCCUUGAGCAGAUGGCGUGGAUCUUUGAUGGGGAAGAUGCUGCGGCACCUGCACCUGCUGAGACGAAGGAGCGGGUGCUCAGCCUGUCGUACGAGGCAGGAUCGAUUGUUGAUGAGAAGACAGGCACGAGGACUAGUAUUUCUCACAACGAGAAGGUAUGA
Lithohypha guttulata is the source of this 1599-nucleotide messenger RNA. RefSeq lists its product as uncharacterized. Bases 1 to 1599 code for a protein of 532 amino acids. Gene Ontology annotation, cellular component: membrane. The record is from RefSeq and is a predicted model, not a curated record. NCBI's taxonomy places the organism in Eukaryota, Fungi, Ascomycota, Eurotiomycetes, Chaetothyriales, Trichomeriaceae. Gene Ontology annotation, biological process: transmembrane transport; carbohydrate transport. Gene Ontology annotation, molecular function: carbohydrate:proton symporter activity. The transcript has 3 exons.